Molecule: messenger RNA, 822 nt
Organism: Knipowitschia caucasica
Lineage: Eukaryota; Metazoa; Chordata; Actinopteri; Gobiiformes; Gobiidae
Source: the annotation of a GenBank genome assembly
AUGGCCACUUCAAUUCACAGACCUCCACUGACCUCCUUCCCCUCAGGCGUUCUUAUGCCUCAGCUCACCAUUCAGACCCCCAACAGCAGCCACCUACCUCAUCGCCAGGUGGAAGAGAGCUUCAAGACACUUUUUUGGUCAAUCUUUGGGCUCUCUGAAGUCAUCUCCGUGGUCCUCAAGUACGACCAUAAGUUCAUCGAGAACAUCGGCUACGUGUUGUAUGGCGUCUACAACGUUACGAUGGUGGUGGUUCUUCUCAACAUGCUUAUAGCCAUGAUCAACAGCUCCUACCAAGAGAUAGAGGAGGACGCUGAUGUGGAGUGGAAGUUUGCCCGAGCUAAACUGUGGCUGUCAUAUUUUGAUGAGGGGCGAACGCUUCCCGCUCCGUUCAAUUUGGUUCCGAGUCCAAAGUCCUUCUACUACCUGGUUCUUCGCAUCAAGACGUGCCUCGUCAAUAUGUGCAGACCCAGCAGACGCCGCCGCAAUGAGCUGGAGAUGGGGAUGCUCGACUCUCAAAAGAAGCAGGACGAGCCGUUCAGGACUUACCCUCGGCCCGGAGAGGAGUUUAUGCCCCGGAAAACUCUAAAACAUCCCACCAGAUACCAGAAUAUUAUGAAGAGGUUGAUUAAGCGAUACGUCCUGAAGGCACAAGUGGACAGAGAGAACGACGAAGUUAAUGAAGGCGAGCUGAAGGAGAUCAAGCAGGACAUUUCCAGUCUGCGCUAUGAGCUCCUGGAAGAGAAAUCCCAGGCCGCAGGAGAACUGGCUCUCCUCAUUCAGCAGCUGGGUGACAAGUUUGGCAAAAACACCAUGAGACAUUAA